Molecule: messenger RNA, 1533 nt
Organism: Seminavis robusta
Lineage: Eukaryota; Bacillariophyta; Bacillariophyceae; Naviculales; Naviculaceae
Source: the annotation of a GenBank genome assembly
AUGAAACUGUUCAAGGUGUCUGUUCUGGCUAUGGUGGCUUCAGCCGCUGCUUUCUCCACCGUCUCGUUGGCGAACUGUGGAAGACGGUCGGCAUCUGCUCCAGCCACCACCAAUACUUGUGGAGCUGGCGAUCACACCAGUCUUCAUGCACCUACUGCCCACUCGACGGCCCUGUAUCAGGCUGGUCGCAGCGAUGCCCCACCACUGCGCAAAACCAAGCCUCGACGAAUUUGUUUAAUGGUGGAACCCACGCCCUUCACCCACGUGUCGGGAUAUGCCAACCGCUUUAAGGAAAUGCUCAAGUUCUUGUCCAAGGCAGGCGACGAUGUGGAUAUCUUGACGGUGGACUCCAUGACACCCAAGAAAGAUCUCCCCAGCGAAUUUAAUGGGUUUCCUGUGAGACAUACCCAAGGAUUCACCUUUCCUCUCUACAAUCAAAUCUCCUUGACCUUUGAUCUGCCCGAAAUGAAGGGUGCUCAAAUCCUAGAAAACUUCAAGCCUGACCUGAUCCAUGUGACCAGUCCUGGGCUUUUGGUCUUUGCAGCUCUCUUCUAUGCCCGAGUCAUGUGCGUACCCCUACUGAUUAGUUAUCACACUCAUCUCCCCACGUACGGCAAAAACUAUUUGGGCUUUAUCCCAAAGGUCGAAUCCAUCUGCUGGGAGCUCCUUCGUUGGGUGCAUUCUAGAGCCGAUCUUACGUUGGUGACAUCCCCUCAAAUGAGAGACGAAUUGGUCAGCCAUGGAAUCCCCCGCGUGGACGUUUGGAGAAAGGGAAUUGAUACCGAGCGGUUCCAGCCAUCCUUUAAGAGCGAGGAAAUGAGAAAGAAGAUGACCAAUGGAAACCCCAACGACUUUUUGAUGGUCUACGUAGGACGCCUGGGUGCCGAAAAACGACUCAAAGAUAUUCGUCCCAUGCUGGAAAAAAUGCCCGGUUCAAGGUUGUGUGUUGUAGGAAAAGGACCCCAGGAAGCAGAACUCAGGGAGUAUUUCAAGGAUACCAACACUGUGUUUACUGGCCAGAUCAGUGGAGAUGAGUUGAGCCAAGCCUUUGCUUCUGCGGAUGCCUUUGUCAUGCCCAGUGACUCGGAAACGUUGGGAUUCGUAGUGUUGGAAUCCAUGGCGAGCGGAGUGCCCGUUGUCGGAGCCAAAGCUGGAGGAAUCCCUCACUUGAUUGAUGAUGGCAAAGAUGGUUUCUUGGUACCUCCUGGUGAUAUUGAUGGCUUUGUAGACCGAUUGAGCCAGUUGAAGGAUACAAGAUUCCGUGCCAGAAUGGGUAAGAAGGCUCGUGCCGAAGCAGAGCGUUGGGGUUGGGAGGCAGCUACUUCCGUCCUACGCAACAUUCAAUACGAAAGAGCUUUGGUCAACUUUCAUUCUCGUGCAUUUGGUGGCUUUGGACGCCCUGGUACCCGUGGUGUCUGGCGUCUUUUGGGAAUGCGUAUUCGUAGUUUCUUCAGAAGAUACCUUGGGAUUCCUCUAUUUGGCAAACGCAACAACAAACCCCAGGACAACCCAGAGAUUGCUCCGUCUCCAUAG